CCGGCCCCCCCCCCGCCCCCCAACACGCUGCCCUGUCACCCCCGCGCGCCCGCACCGGCGAGCGGCCAUGGGCAAGACCUCGGCGGCCGCGCCGCCGGGCAAGCGGCGGGCGCCGGCGGGGUCGACGCGCUCGGCCGCCGCGCCAGCGAAGCCGGCGAAGACCCCGGCCGCGGCGGCGAAGCGGCGCGCGCAGGGCGAGGUGCCCAAGAGGAGGCCGAGCUCCUGCCAGCACGCCUGCAACUCGGAGGGGGAGGCUGGCGGCAGACCCGGCGCCGCGUCCUCUCAGCGCGCGGUCGCCAGCAUCAUCCAGCCACUACCAGUGCCCCAUCACUCGCGAGCUCGCCAUCGACCCGGUCGUUGCCGAGGACGGGCACAUCUACGAGCGCCAGGCCCUGGAGCGCUGGCUUCAGUCCAAGAAGAAGAGCCCCGUGACCAACAAGCCCAUGGGGAUUCGGCGCCUCCUGCUCGACCCGCCCGAGGACCUGCUGGACGCGGGGGUGGUGGAUGACGACGCGGCGGCGCGCUUCUUCUUUGCGCGGGCCCAGAUGCUCGCGACGCGGAGCUCCGCCCCGGGCCCGGACCCCGAGGGUGCCCGCAGGGACCUGGAGCGAGCCGCGGGCCUCCGCGGCCCCGCGGACUUCCCGAUCCAGUCCCGGGUCAUCGACUGGAUGGCGCAGGGGCUGCGGAUUUGCAGCGACGCCGCAGCCGAGGACGAGGAGACCAAGAGAUGGAUGCUCGAGGUCGGCAACGCCAUGCGGUUUGCCAUCAGCUCGGCCGUGACGGAGCGCCUGACGGAGUGGAAGUCUCUGCGCGCCGGCACGCGCGUAAGGGUGAUCGGCGACACGCUGGAGCUGCAGCAGCUUUGCGAGCGGCCGCCGCCGGGGGCCCUCGAAAAGGUCAACUGGAACCCGAGCAUGCAGGCGUUCGCCGGCCAGGUGUGCUCCAUCAGGAGCAUGGGCCAGCCGAGCCACAUGAAUUACAUCCUCACCAGGGCUGGGGCCAGCUACUCCUUCCCGUAUGACGCCCUCAUCUCGAGCACUGAGGAGCGCCGUGGGGCGGCGUGA
This is a messenger RNA of Prorocentrum cordatum, 1064 nucleotides long. NCBI's taxonomy places the organism in Eukaryota, Dinophyceae, Prorocentrales, Prorocentraceae. The record is from the annotation of a GenBank genome assembly.